UAAUUUCAUUGGUCCAUGAAAACAGGAAGUCCUGUGACGUUGACCAAUCACAUCAGAGGUUUAUUCCUACGGUUUGGUUUCAUCCCAAGUGGCCUGUUAUUAUUUCAAGCUAAACGUCCAAAACAGGUCCACAUGAAUAUGUAUGCUGUGCCCAGCCCGGGAAUACCAGGCUGCCCACCAGGCUUAGAAUAUCUCACACAGGUGGACCAGCUGCUCAUGAAACAAAAGGUUGAGCUUGUGGAAGCUCUUGUUGGUUUUGAAAGCAACAACAAGUAUGAAAUUCGAAACGUCAUGGGCCAGAACGUGUUCUACGCCGUGGAGGAGAACGACUGCCUGAGCCGGCAGUGCUGCGGCCCCCUGCGCUCCUUCACCAUCCACGUCCUGGACAACUUCGGUCAGGAGAUCAUCACCGUCACCAGGCCGCUGAAGUGCAUGUCGUGCUUUUUCCCCUGCUGCUUGCAAGAACUGGAGGUUCAGUCUCCCCCUGGGAACACAGUGGGCUACGUGAUCCAGCAAUGGCACCCCUUCUUCCCCAAGUUUAUUGUUGCAAACGAGCACAAUGAGCCUGUGUUGAAGAUCCACGGGCCCUUCUGUGGCUGGAGCUGCCUUCCCGAUGUUGACUUUGAGAUUUUGACGAUGGAUGAAGUCAAUAAGAUUGGAAAAAUCAGUAAGCAGUGGACAGGACUCCUGCGGGAGGCUUUCACAGAUUCGGACAACUUUGGGAUCCAGUUUCCCCUGGAUCUGGAUGUGAGGAUGAAAGCCGUCAUGAUCGGAGCGUGCUUUCUCAUCGAUUUCAUGUUCUUUGAGACCACAAACUAGAAGCCAAAUGGGCUUAUACUUUCCUACAUCCCUGGAAGAAACAAGGCCACAAAGCCAUGAUGAUCCAUCCAGAAAAUGAGCAGCAGCCUUCGUAUGGAUAGUUAAAAGGGAACUGGAUGGGUACAGUCCGAAGGUGCAUGAACAUUUAGAAAGAACCUUUGCUUCAGUUUUAGCUUCUCAGGUUGGCUGUAAUGCCCUGCUGUUCAGAUAGAAGUGUGCAAAGCAGCUCCAUUUUAUUUGAUUCAUAUAUAUAUAUAUAUAUUUUUUAUUACUGGAGCAAACAGUUCAAAAGAGAUUUUUCUAGUUGGGCCAUCAAUAAAUGGAUAAUAUCAAGCCAAACUGGAACAAUAUGAAUCAAACAUGAAAAGGAAAACAGCAAAACGAUCCAGCAUCAUGUGUGAAAUUAUAUAAAACUAUAGGAAAAUAGUUUAUACUAAUAAAUAAAUAAGUAAAACAACAAAGGGGUUAUAAAAUUCACUCCAGUUAUCAAACCUGACAAAUUGCACUAACUAAUUUUUAAACUAAAAAUAUUCUGGGAUAUUGUUAACCCUUGUGCUAUCUUAGAUGACUCCACCCUUACUUUGACGUGUUCUUCCUACCAUGAC
Oryzias latipes (Japanese medaka) is the source of this 1424-nucleotide messenger RNA. Its product is annotated as phospholipid scramblase 1. Lineage: Eukaryota; Metazoa; Chordata; Actinopteri; Beloniformes; Adrianichthyidae. Gene Ontology annotation, molecular function: phospholipid scramblase activity. Gene Ontology annotation, biological process: plasma membrane phospholipid scrambling. Gene Ontology annotation, cellular component: plasma membrane. The record is from RefSeq and is a predicted model, not a curated record.